This is a messenger RNA of Hibiscus syriacus, 3187 nucleotides long. Its product is annotated as L-arabinokinase-like. Lineage: Eukaryota; Viridiplantae; Streptophyta; Magnoliopsida; Malvales; Malvaceae. The record is from RefSeq and is a predicted model, not a curated record. Gene Ontology annotation, molecular function: ATP binding.
CCUCCCUUGAGAAAUUUAUCAAAGAGAGAAAACCCACAAAGAAAGAAAGUAAUAGCUAUGAGAAUUGAAGAGAAAGGAGAGUGUGCCUCCAUCAAGCACCUCAUCUUUGCAUAUUAUGUCACCGGCCAUGGCUUUGGCCACGCCACUCGUGUUGUUGAGGUUGUUCGAAAUCUGAUUGCGGCGGGCCACGAUGUUCACGUCGUCACCGGUGCACCUGACUUUGUUUUCACUUCUGAAAUUCAGUCCUCUCGCCUCUUCCUUAGAAAGCUAGUUUUAGACUGUGGAGCAGUUCAGGCAGAUGCAUUGACCGUGGAUCGUCUUGCCUCUCUGCGGAAGUAUUCCGAAACAGCAGUCCAACCUCGGGAUUCUAUUUUGGCAACAGAAGUAAAGUGGCUGAAUUCCAUCAAAGCUGACUUAGUGGUUUCAGAUGUUGUUCCAGUUGCAUGCCGAGCCGCUGCUGAAGCUGGAAUUCGCUCCGUCUGUGUAACCAACUUCAGUUGGGACUUCAUUUAUGCCGAGUAUGUGAUGGCUGCUGGAUGUAAUCAUCGUUCAAUAGUUUGGCAGAUAGCAGAGGAUUAUUCACAUUGUGAGUUUCUCAUCCGUCUCCCAGGAUACUGUCCAAUGCCUGCUUUCCGUGAUGUUAUUGAUGUACCUCUAGUUGUAAGGAGAUUGCAUAAAUCUCGCAAUGAGGUGAGAAAGGAACUUGGAAUUGGUGAGGAUGUGAAGCUGGUUAUUCUCAACUUUGGUGGACAGCCUGCAGGGUGGAAGUUGAAGGAAGAUUAUUUACCUUCUGGUUGGCUGUGUCUGGUUUGUGGUGCUUCUGAUACCCAAGAGCUUCCACCUAAUUUUGUGAAGCUUCCGAAAGAUGCAUAUACACCUGACCUUAUAGCGGCAUCUGACUGUAUGCUCGGAAAAAUUGGAUACGGUACCGUUAGUGAAGCCCUGGCAUAUAAAUUACCUUUCGUCUUUGUUCGAAGAGAUUAUUUCAAUGAAGAACCCUUUCUAAGAAAUAUGCUUGAGUUUUAUCAAAGUGGCGUUGAGAUGAUUAGAAGGGAUUUACUCAUUGGACAUUGGAAACCCUAUCUUGAACGUGCAAUCAGUUUGAAACCAUGCUAUGAGGGAGGCAUUAAUGGUGGAGAGGUGGCAGCUCACAUCUUGCAGGAGACUGCUAUUGGCAAGAAUUACGCUUCAGAUAAGUUGAGUGGUGCUAGAAGGUUACGUGAUGCUAUAAUUCUUGGGUAUCAACUGCAAAGGGUCCCUGGCAGAGAUGUCAGUAUUCCUGAAUGGUACACAAAUGCUGAAAAUGAACUUGGUCUAAGUACUGGAUCGCCAACUUCUCAGACAAAAGAGAGCAAUGAAAAAUCUGACUUUUGCACUGAUGACUUUGAAAUUCUUCAUGGAGAUCUUCAAGGUCUUUCUGAUACAACGAGUUUCCUAAAUAGUUUGGUAGAACUUAACAAUGUUUCUGAUUCGGAAAAGAAUAAUGAAAAGCGUCAGAUGCGUGAACGUAAAGCUGCUGCUGGGCUUUUCAAUUUGGAGGAGGACAUCUUUGUGACUAGGGCACCUGGAAGGUUGGAUGUUAUGGGAGGAAUUGCUGACUACUCAGGCAGUCUAGUAUUGCAGAUGCCUAUAAGGGAAGCCUGCCAUGUUGCCGUGCAACGGAAUCAUCCAAGUAAACACAGGCUCUGGAAACAUGCGCUUGCACGACAGAAUGCUAAAGGACAAGGACCAAUGCCUGUUUUGCAAAUUGUAUCAUAUGGUUCAGAGUUGAGUAACCGUGGGCCAACUUUUGACAUGGAUUUAUCAGACUUUAUGGAAGGAGGGAAACCAAUUUCAUAUGAAAAAGCAAGGAAAUACUUUGCCCAAGAUCCGUCUCAGAACUGGGCGGCAUAUGUUGCUGGGAAUUUGGUUUUGAUGAAAGAAUUAGGUGUGCGCUUUGAAGAUAGUAUUAGCAUGCUGGUUUCUUCUGCAGUCCCAGAAGGCAAAGGUGUAUCUUCUUCUGCCUCUGUGGAAGUUGCUAGCAUGUCAGCUAUGGCAGCCGCUCAUGGAUUGAGUAUCAGUCCAAGAGAGCUUGCCCUCCUCUGCCAAAAGGUGGAGAAUCACAUUGUAGGAGCCCCAUGUGGUGUUAUGGACCAAAUGACUUCAGCGUGCGGUGAGGCCAAUAAACUACUUGCAAUGGUUUGUCAGCCUGCUGAGGUAAUUGGUCUUGUAACAAUUCCAAGUCAUAUCCGAUUUUGGGGAAUUGAUUCAGGAAUAAGGCACAGUGUUGGAGGUGCGGACUAUGGAUCUGUUCGAAUAGGAGCCUUUAUGGGUCGAGAGAUUAUAAAAGCUAUAGCAUCAACUAGAUUGUCUCAAUAUACAACUGCUAAUGGGGUAUCUCCUGAUGAACUGGACAAUGAUGGACUGGAAUUACUUGAAGCUGAAGCUUCAUUAGAUUAUUUAUGCAACUUGUCACCUCACAGAUACGAAGCUCUUUAUGCCAAUCAACUUCCUCAAUCAAUGCUUGGUGAGAUGUUUUUGGACAAAUAUUCUGAUCAUGGUGAUACAGUUACAGUAAUUGAUAAGAAACGAACAUAUGGAGUGACAGCUGCUGCUAAGCAUCCUGUAUAUGAAAAUUUUAGGGUCAAGGCCUUUAAGGCACUGCUGACAUCUGUGACUUCAGAUGAGCAACUUACGGCACUUGGAGAGCUGCUUUAUCAGUGCCACUAUAGCUAUAGUGCAUGCGGACUCGGCUCUGACGGGACAAAUAGACUGGUAGAGUUGGUGCAGGAGAUGCAGCAUAGUAAAGUUUCUAGGGUUGAAGAAAAAACUUUAUAUGGAGCUAAAAUUACUGGUGGCGGUUCAGGUGGAACAGUUUGCGUAGUUGGAAGGAAUUCACUCCGAAGCAGCCAGCAUAUUCUUGAGAUUCAGCAAAGGUACAAAAAGGCAACAGGAUACUUGCCCUUCAUUUUUGAGGGCUCAUCCCCUGGUGCUGGCAAGUUUGGAUUUUUAAGAAUUCGACGGCGCAUCUCUCCCCAAUCCUAAUGUGCUUGCAUGUCAGCCCUUCCAAUGGCCCCAUUUAUUUAUUUUUAAAUAAUUCAAGUUAUUUGGUUUAGAUGUAUCUUCCUUAUUUUCAAAAUAAAGAUAAGCAACAAUCGCCUAAUUACUAUUUAACGUAAAGUGUUGUAAUAUUUUCAUUUAUCCAUUG